This is a messenger RNA of Malaya genurostris, 4899 nucleotides long. RefSeq names its product GYF domain-containing protein gyf-1 (gene stai). Gene Ontology annotation, biological process: microtubule depolymerization; regulation of microtubule polymerization or depolymerization; neuron projection development. The coding region runs from base 651 to 1562 and encodes 303 amino acids. Gene Ontology annotation, molecular function: tubulin binding. The transcript has 6 exons. NCBI's taxonomy places the organism in Eukaryota, Metazoa, Arthropoda, Insecta, Diptera, Culicidae. The record is from RefSeq and is a predicted model, not a curated record. Gene Ontology annotation, cellular component: neuron projection; cytoplasm.
GGUCAGAACGGCGCAGUUCCUUUUCUGAUUUGGAUGUGUAAGGAUCCUUUGGCACUAGGUUAGAUUGUCGUCUCCAUUCGAGGCGAAGCAGUUGAGGUAAGCGGCAAGGUUGGACAUUGAGGGAGCACGUGGUGGUAGUGAAAAGCCUAAAGGAAAAGCACCACACAGCAACAGAGAGUCCUGGUUAAAUCGACCGUACUUACUGCGAAGAGAAACAGCGACGUGUAUGAGGAAAGCCACUCUGGCGAAAAAGAUAAAGUUUUGUGCUCAUGUUAUGUGUGCCCCACCCUGAGUGUAAGGAAAAAAUUCUGUGAGCCACACAAUUAUCCUAUUGCAGCGUUCAGCGGAUAUUUUUUCAAACAAUAAGCAAUCCUUGGCUGUGUUGGAUCAGGAUACUCAAUUAGUGCCAGUCCUAAUUUUUGAUUGACUGUUGCAAGACAGUAAUUUUCGUCAUCCAGUGAAAGAGACCGGAGAAGAUUUUUUUAUAUCGCAAAAUCAGUUGUGCUGCAGUCGUCGCCGAACACUCACACAAAAAUAGUGAAAAAAAACGUAGAAAGUGGAACAUUUUUAUAUCAAAAGCUACAUUACGCCCUUAAGCUCAUUUUUAAGUGAAUUUCUCCAACCAAUAGUUUUAACAACACACCGACAGUAUGUUGAUUGGAUUAGUCCGAGAUUCGGUUAUGCAGUGUUUCUGCCACACGUGCCGAGCACCCAUUCUGCCGGCAGUGAAUCGUCGCUCGGCACCCACAAAGAAACCGACCAAAACGCGCACCAAACAGCCGAAAUCGUCGAAGAAAGUCAAAUUCAUCACUACCGAAAUCCGUUGUCAGGAAAAAUCAAAAGGUGGCCUGUGCUAUGAAGUGAUUCUUGCUGAACCAGCCAUAAAUGUAACAGUUCCGAAACUACCGCCAACACCGGGAAAGCCCGUUUCAGCGGUGGAAAUCGAAGAAAAACUGAAGGCUGCCGAAGAAAGACGCCUUUCACUCGAAGCCAAAAAAAUGGCCGAUUGGACGGAGAAAAAGGCCAAGAUCGAGGAAGCAACUCGCAAGAAGGAUGAAUUAGAUAAAGAGUUCAAAACGCACGCAAAGGAGACGCUGGAUCAGAAAAUGGAACAAUAUGAAGAAAAGCGAGAGGCACAAAUCACUGAGUUGAAGGAAAAAUUAAAGAUGCAGGCUGCCGUAAUCGAAAAAACUCGACACAGUCUGGAACAUACGAAAUCGGAAGAGCUCAAAAUGCAGUUGGAGGAUAAACUACGAACUGCAGCCACGCUACGCGACGACAAGAUCAAGAAAAUCCUAGAUCGACUAAAGGAACAUAACACGGAAAAAUUGAAAGAAGUACGAACCACUGUAGACAUGCUUGAAUCACAGAAAUUGGAGGAGAAGACCCGUAUUAUCGAGAAUAAAUUAUCAACAGCCGAGCAGAACCGCGAGAAGGAACUCCAGAAGAAAUUGGAAAAUAUUCGCAAACACGAGCGACGCGCGGAAAUUGUGCGCCAGAACAAGGCUGCAUUAUCAACUCAAAAGGGUGAUGAAAACAGCGUCACCGCGUCCUCCGGUUAGAGUUACCCUAGUGCUAUUUUACGAGCUUCCUCCUUUUACUCCCUCACUCUUUAACAUUCUAUUCAAACAUAGCUCCUUCACAUCCUCCUUUUCAGCAAGCAAUGAUUGGUACACAAGAGAAAACAAACGAUCCCAAAUACGAAUAGUAGAAGUAGUAUGAAAGGCCAUUCAGGUAUAUAAAAAAUUAAAAAAAAAAAACAAAACAAAUGCGCGAUAUCUUUCGCAAAACUGCACGUGAAACGAUAAACACACGCUAGCGUAACAUCAAAAUACAACUGUUUAAUGCUCUAACCACCACAACACAAAAUAGAUAGAGAAACGAAACAAACACAACACUUCUUAAAAAGAGGAUACUAUAUUACUAAAUGAAAUGAAAUAUAUACUAUAUACGCCUAUCUUUGGAAAAGUUGAGAAAAAAAACCAAGCAAACUCCCGUUAUUGAAACAAGCACACUUAACACAAUGACGGUUACAACAAAAGGUCGUUUUCUUAAGCUAUCUACUAUCACAGAACAUGACACAAUAAUUAUAUAUAACAAUUAACUUUUUUUUUGCUGCCAGAUAAAACAUGCGUUGUAUUAAAACGAUUAUGAAGAAAAAAUUCGAAACGGUAUUCGUAAAAUUAUUGUAAUCUCCGUGUACCCUGGAAAUUUUGUAUAUUGCUCUAGUACCACAUAAACAAACAAAUCUCUCGUUCAAAUAUAACCGAUCGCUGUUAACCAAUUGUUAGUAUGAUAAUUCAAUAAACACAGAUGUUCUUUUUUUAUUCCAGUUUAUCGUUUUUUGUUGCCUGUCGAUAAUAGAAACGAUCAAACCGAAUACCAUAGCGUUUAUAAAUUGACAGCAAUUAUUCGAGAUAAAUUUUCAUUUUGAUUCGCAAUAUAAACCCUUCACAAAAUGCACAAUAUUCGAAACAGUAGUCUGAAACAGUCCAAAUAUAAACAACUGUACUUUGAAACUGCUCAGCCAUAACAACGCAGAAAAGACAAUUUCGAUCCAAAUGACAGGAACAUAUUUAUUAGUGAGGAGAACAGUAGUGCUAGGAUUAAACUGCAACCAAAUGUUUUGGUUCAUAUUCGAUUAUGCUUACCGGUCGAUUGAUGUUAGUUACGAAUGAGAUGGCCCGUGCAACGCAAUAGAAAGCUCGAAAACUGAGUAUGAUGAGGGUGAUUGGAGAGGUAAAUAAUUUGAAUUUUGUUGUAUGAGAGCAAAAAACAAAAUCAAAGCUACUGCAAUGACCGUCACAACCGUGUCACAAGAAAAAAUCCAACAGAAAUUGAAAUUUCAUGGAUGGUUAGUUUGCUAGAGCUAACCAUCACAAAACUAGCUCUUACACAUUCCAAGCUUCUGAAAUUGAUUGGAGUUCAAUAAUCAGUAUCGCCAAACAACUACAACGCUCCGAAAAUGUUCGAAAAAUGUCCAGCAAUUUCCGCUCGCAUUACCGCUUUCAUCAGACCAUACUAGGAGACACCAAUGAAAAGUAUUAGAAUAAAACUAGACCAAGAUAAGAUUUGGGUAAAGAAAUGUAAUCCUUGCUCCAGAACAUCAUUGUCAAAACACCUAUUUUUGAACAACUUUGUACUCGAGAUCAAUUGUUUCCAUAUUUCUGUUGUAUAAUUUUCUUAUUUUUUUUUUUUGUAACCCUGAUGCUGAUGCUGGUGUCCAUGGAGUUCAACUGAAGCCACGUUUUAAAAUGAUCUCGAAUAAAUGUCUGUGAAAGAAAAAAUCAAAGGACAUAAUUUUUUUUUAUCUGAAAAAUACAAAAAAUGCUUAUGCCUUUCAUAUGUUGUUAAUGACUGACCAUAAUCACAAAAACAAUGCAAUAGUUGUUGAAAUUUUCCUCAUCUUUUUCCUGAUUAUUUGAACUAACGAGGCGAAAAGACAUUGUGAGUCAAUUUUGUAGAAGACAAAGGCUUAAGGAAAGCAUAAUUCGAUACAGAUAUUACUUCACGAAGUUCUUAAUUUUAAGCCCCUUCAAAUAUUGAAUUACUACGAAGUAUUAACAAAAAUCGUCAUAUAAAAACUUACAAAAAGAACAAAAUAUAUACUUACAUUCAUAUUAUCGCCUCUGUGCCGCCUUUUUGCAUUCAACUGUACUACUAAUUAAAGCAUAACUGUAAUUACAUGUUAAGAAAAGUACACGCAUUUAAAUUUGAAAUAGUUACUGAACCUCCUCUUGGGUUGCGUGAAAAAAUAACAAUUUUGUUUUAUACAUAUAUAAUACGUGUAAGCUAUAAUUUGUGCUUUCCAAAAGAAUUGAAAUGAUGCCAGGUAUGAUUAGCAGUACUGUGUGGAACUGAUAAUAAUGGAAUUGGAACGUAAAAUGCAAAAAGCACCAUAAAAUCAGCAAACUAGAGUUAAACAGCAGAUAAAAAAAACUAGGAAAUGAACGUGCUAAAUUUUUAAGUAAAUUGCUGCCUUCUGAAACGUUACCCGCGUCCUAAUGAAUUGGUCCAAUAUAUUAUUUUCCAUUUAACGUUUUUUUAACGCUUGAGCAAAUUUUGCUUCGCCGGAUUUUUUUAAAAUAAAACCAAUAAUGAUAAAAACGAGUUCAAGAAAAAAAGAGUUCUGUUUUUAAAUCACGUCUGUCCAGAAAAGGACAAUAAUAAUCUUUAUUUGGAAUCACUACGUUCAAAUUCCAACUGAAAGGUUUAAACAUAUGAAUGAAACGUAAUGCAUUGUGCUUGGAAAACCCUUAAAUGACAGAUAAUGUCUUGAAAUAGCUCAAAUACAGUGUAAGAAUUGAUGUGCGAAUGAACGUGAAAUAUUUGUAUAAGAUAAAGGAAAACAGACUGGUUUACAGACGGUAGAACACAAAUAUUAGAUGAUGUGCUUAAAAGAAAUUAUUUUGGUAAUGCUUUUCUUCUGUUUCAAACAUGCUGAAGAACAAAAAAGAAAGAAUAAUCAACAAAAUGUUGUAAAAAAGCUAAUCAGUGGCAGCCCUUUUUAUGGUCACUCGGCAACGCAAGCAAAUAUAUAUCCACUUGAUAGGAAAAUGGCAAAUUUCUUUGAAAAAAAAGUGUAUCGAACCCUAUCUAUUGAACGCAUAUACAACUAUCAUGAUUAUCAUAUUACUAUUAUAUAGCACAAGCAAGCUUCUGUGAUGGGUUUCAUUCAUAUUAAAACAAAAAAAACAAUCAAGCGAAACAAGAUCAAAAAGAAAUCGCUGCUUAUAGUGGAACGAUAAAGGUUUACAACCAAAAUUAAAAAUAUGAAAACAGCUACAAGAUCUACUAUACCAAUGAAGGUAAAUAACAUCAGAAAAUGAAAUAAAAGAAAAAUCAAUAACAAAUGGAAUAUCAAACCGACAAUUGAUUUCAAAUAAAGACAAAAUCUAA